CUCAGAGCAUGCGUGUGAAGCUAUAACUAGUGUUUAUUACAGGGUCGGGUCUCAAAGCUCUCUUCAAGAUGUCUGGGUUCUUUGAUAGCUUGCGAUGCUCUGAGUGUAUUGAUUGGGGCGAGAAGAGGAAUACAGUAGCUUCCAUCGGGGCUGGCGUUCUAUUCUUCACAGGUUGGUGGAUCAUCAUUGAUGCAGCUGUUAAAUAUCCCAGUACAGAUUCACUGAAUCAUUCAUACCAUGCAUGUGGGGUCAUAGCCACAGUUGCCUUUUUAAUGAUAAAUGCUGUGUCUAAUGGGCAAGUUCGUGGAGACAGCUACAGUGAAGGAUGCAUGGGGCAAACUGGUGCUCGUAUUUGGCUGUUCAUUGGUUUCAUGUUGGCCUUUGGUUCCCUGAUUGCAUCCAUGUGGAUUCUGUUUGGAGGUUAUGUAGCAAAAGGUAGCUCAGAGGUGUAUCCAGGAAUAGCUGUAUUUUUUCAGAAUGCUUUCAUUUUUUUUGGGGGGCUUGUAUUCAAGUUUGGCCGUACUGAAGAUUUAUGGCAGUAAAUUCAUGAAAACUGAGCAUCUUACACCGUCUUUUCUAAUGCACAUUCCUAACAAUAAUGUAUUGAGACAAAAAGCUCUGAUAUUUUAAAAGAGCAUAUAAAUACAUGUAAUAUUAACAAUAAACCUUACUUAAUAU
Pelobates fuscus (common spadefoot toad) is the source of this 678-nucleotide messenger RNA. RefSeq names its product transmembrane protein 50A (gene TMEM50A). The record is from RefSeq and is a predicted model, not a curated record. The transcript is spliced from 7 exons. Gene Ontology annotation, biological process: protein targeting to vacuole; late endosome to vacuole transport via multivesicular body sorting pathway. The coding region runs from base 69 to 542 and encodes 157 amino acids. Lineage: Eukaryota; Metazoa; Chordata; Amphibia; Anura; Pelobatidae.